Molecule: messenger RNA, 3849 nt
Organism: Serinus canaria (Common canary)
Lineage: Eukaryota; Metazoa; Chordata; Aves; Passeriformes; Fringillidae
Gene: ERAL1
Product: Era like 12S mitochondrial rRNA chaperone 1
Exons: 11
Coding region: 1185-2654 (489 amino acids)
Biological process (GO): ribosomal small subunit assembly
Cellular component (GO): mitochondrial matrix
Molecular function (GO): GTP binding; rRNA binding; ribosomal small subunit binding
Source: RefSeq, a predicted model, not a curated record
GGGGACAAUUGGGAACGUCCGCUGUUCUCCAGGGUGGUGGGAAUGGAGUGACAAGGAGGGAUAGGGGGGACACCUGGGUAGGGAAGGCACUGAGAACCUCUGUCCUGCUCUGGGUGGGGUGGUGGAACUGGGGGGGAUAAGGAGCAGGUGAGGAGGUGCUGGGGCAGGGAGGCCUCCAGGAGCCUCAGGAGGAGACAGGACCGGGGGGACAGGGAUGGGUGAGGGUGACACCGGGGUGACAACGGGCUGGGCUCCCUGACCACGCUGUCUGUCCCCUGCAGGCUCUGCUCUCCUCCCGCGCUGUCCCGGGCAGGAUAUCAUCGUAUACUGUAAGUUGGCUAUGAGACACUACAGUAUAGAUGAUGUACUCCCCGGGCUGCACCGACCUCCUCCCGCCGAGCGAACACCGGGACACGCCCGGGCCACCGGGGAUGAGCGACACGGGCUGGGACAUCCCGGGGUGGGACAUCCCGGGGCGGAGAGGAUCCGGACACAGCCGGGCACCCACGGCUGGCGGGGAAACCGUUACCAUUACUGAGUUUAGUAAUGGUAACGGUUCUGCCGACGGCCGGCAACGCGGCACGGCACGGCACGGGAUGGGAAUGGCACGGGAUGGCACAGAAUGGCACGGGAUGGGAUAGGAUGGGAUGGGAUGGGACGGGAUGGGAUGGCAAGGACACAGUGAUGGAGCCCUGGGGAUGGGCACAGGACAAUAAAGAGAGUUACAGAACUGUGGCUCCGCUCUCCUUCCUCCCCACAUCCCGGGCCUGGUGGAACUGGGCACUGCGGUCACUGGGAGCACCAGGAGGACACUGGUGACACUGGGGGGACACUGGUGACACUGGGGGGGCACUGCUGACACUGGUGACACCGGGAGCAGUGGUGACACUGGUGACACCGGGGGGGGCACUGCUGACACUGGGGGGCACUGGUGACAUUGGUGACACUGGGGGGCACAGGAAACCCCGCGGUGCCGCCACCUGCACCCUGCGGUGGCGCCGGCAGGGGGCGCUCCCACGUCCCGGCCCCGCCCUGCGCCGCCGGCUCUCGGCCGUUUCCAUCCCACAAUCCCCCGCGGCACGGCGGCGCUCUGGCCCCUCUCUUGCGCUCUCUAUCACCCCGCGCUGUUCGCCAAUGGGAGCGGGCACCGCUCGCCUUCCCGGCGUGCCCCGCGGCGCGCCAACAUGGCGGCUCCCAUGGCCGCAGCCGCCGCCCGGGCCGCGCUCUGGGCCGCCGAUGUCGCCGCGGCGGGGCCGCUCCGGCUGGGAGCAGCUCGCUUCACGGGGAGCCGCUGGAGCGGGAGCAGCUCGGCGCUGGGUGGGAUCCUCAGUGUUCCCAGCCGCUGGAACGGGAGCAGCUCGGCGCUGGGGAGGAUCCUGAGCAUUCCCAGCCGCUGGAACGGGAGCAGCUCGGCGCUGGGCAGCCUCCUGGGCAUCCCCGCCGAGGCCCCGCCUGCCGCUCUGGGCCAGCACCCGCCGCCCGUGGCCACCGACAAAGAGGAGCAGAAACGCCUCCUGGAGAAUCGGCCCGAUCAGCCCCCGCAGCCCAAGGUGCUGAGGAUCGCCAUCAUCGGCGCUCCCAACGCCGGGAAAUCCACGCUCUGCAACCAGCUCCUGGGCAGGAAGGUUUUCCCAGUCUCCAAGAAGGUGCACACCACCCGCUGCAAGGCCCGGGGUGUCAUCACGCACGAGGACACGCAGCUGAUCAUUCUGGACACACCUGGCCUCACAAAUCCCUUAAAAGCCAAAAGGCAUAAUUUAGAUGAAGCCAUGCUGACAGACCCAUGGGACAGCAUGAAACACGCAGAUUUAGUCCUGGUUCUGGUGGAUGUGUCAGAUCACUGGACAAGGAACUCUCUGAGCAAGGAGGUGCUCAAGUGCCUGUCUCAGUUCCCCCACAUCCCCAGUGUGCUGGUCCUGAACAAGGUGGAUAUACUGAAAAAGAAGUUUCUCCUGCUGGAAAUAGCAACUGACCUGACGGAGGGAAUUGUAAAUGGAAAGAAACUGGAAGUGAAAUCUUCACCCAAACAGGAUUCCCGUUCUUCAGUAAAGCCUCCCCUUCAUCUCACUCAGGCUUCUCCACCUGAAAGCAAGGUCCCAGGGUCUCCCUUUGGGCAGGAAGAGAAUCAGGCCCAGGAAGGCUCUGGUUUGGACAGGAGCAGUGAUGCUGGGGCUGCUGGCACAGGGGAAGGGCCAAAGCACCAUGGAGCCAAGGAUCUAAAAGAAAUGAAAGGCUGGCCACACUUCCAGGAGAUCUUCAUGCUGGCAGCUCUCCGUGGGGAGGAGGUGGAUACACUCAAGAGGUACCUCCUGAUGCAAGCCAAGCCAGGCCCUUGGGAAUUCCACAGCGACGUCCUGACCAGCCAGUCACCUCAAGAGAUCUGUGAUAAUAUCAUCAGGGAGAAACUCCUGGAGUACCUGCCCCUGGAAGUGCCUUAUGGAGUGACUCAGGUGACAGACGUGUGGGAGGAAGGAGAAUGUGGGGAGCUCCUCAUCGUGCAGAGCCUCCUGGUGCCAAGGGAGUCUCACAAGAGGAUGUUGAUUGGAAGAGGAGGAAAGGUCAUCAGCAGGAUUGCUCAGGAGGCUGGCCAGGACCUGAUGAACGCUUUCCUGUGUGAGGUCCGCCUGAAGCUCAAGGUGGAGGUGAAGGGUUGAGCACUUGGUGUGUUUUAACACCCCUUGAACUCUCUGAUCAUGUGGAGGAACCAGUCCUGGGAGUAUCCUGGCACCUUUGUUGAAUCCAGAAAUAGAGGAUGAUGGAGUUACUACCGUGGGCUGAAGUGGAAUAUAGUAUUCUUUGGGGAAAUGGCCCAAACUGAAAUAAAACCUCCAGACCUUCUAUGGCAUCUGACCUGAGGACAGACCCUGGAGAAUCAGCUGCAUCCAGUUCUGGUCCUGCAUUUCCAGAGCUGCUCCCCACUUCCUUUGGGCUGUGUCUCAAGUCCUUGCUCUCAGGUGUUUGUACGUGGGAGUUCAGGAGCAUCUCCUGCCUUGUAGCUAACAAAGGGUGGCAGUGAAGCAUUAUCAGCACAUGUUUGUAAUCCCUUCUGAAGGCUGAAUCGUGGUCACACAGGGGGAUGAGGCCCCCCCAGCCCAGCUGAUGGUCUCAUGUUGACUUUUCUCCCUGCCCUGUUGAAGCUCGUGGGUGUAGGGAGUUGGUUUUAGGGGCAGCUGGAACAUCUGUAAUGCCUGACUGGCUUGCCUGUCAUGCAAAACCAGCAUGGACCCAUCUUCUGGAAUUUGAGUAGUUUAUUGUAUCACUUCCACAUCCUCACUCUUUGCACCAGGGUCACAGAUACAAACACAGCAGCUGUUGCAGCUAAAAACAAUCCCAAAGUGGGAAGAGCAGCAGGUUCUGCAGCUCAGGUGUAACAGAGAGCACCUGGCACAGCUGAGGCUGGAGGAGCAGGGCUGGCUCUGCAGAGCCCUUGGCAUGGUGGAGCCUGGCACCACAUUUGUGUGCCUGGGCCUGGUGUUUGGGGCUUGUUUUGUCUCUUUGUCAGGUGUUUGGAGCACUGGUUACUUUCCUGCCAGAAAUCCAGGUAAAUCUCCAUGUGCACUUAUAAAUCAACAUCGCUGAGGGAAAAAACCCCAGCAGGGAAGAGACUGGGGAGGGUCUGGAACCCAAACCUCCUCAGCCCCUUGUCCCUCUCUGGUGCACUGUGAAAGAGGUGAUUUAUCCUUCUGCUGAAGAAUUCUAUCUGGGAUGUGAGAUCAACUGAAAACUGGGUUGGGAAACCUGCACAGAGUGUCCUUCCUUGUUCCCCAGGAGCAGGGGCUGCUGUGGUCCCUUGAAUGCUGCUGUCCAACUUUUGUAUUUCCUUUGCAAUAAAAUGAGGUCCCAGCACAA